Biomphalaria glabrata is the source of this 2100-nucleotide messenger RNA. RefSeq lists its product as uncharacterized. Lineage: Eukaryota; Metazoa; Mollusca; Gastropoda; Planorbidae. Gene Ontology annotation, molecular function: GTP binding. The record is from RefSeq and is a predicted model, not a curated record. The transcript has 2 exons. Bases 168 to 1253 code for a protein of 361 amino acids.
GUUUAUCUAGAUAACAUCCUGUCAGUGGGCAGCACUAAACCAUAUCACCAUCUCAUUAUCUCGCGCUAUGAAGUAGCUAGAUACUAGUCAAUAUUUGGUGUUUCGAUUGCUUACAAAUUAAAAAAAAAGGACCUUACACUACAAUAGACCGAUCGCACAAAAUUAAAAUGUCGGAGCCAGACAUUUUGAAUGUCAUUCUUGUUGGUAGAACUGGGAACGGCAAAAGCUCCUGCGGAAACACCAUUCUCGGCAAGGAAGUCUUCCUCAGAAACACACAGGAAAAGGCAACAAGCCAACUUGGGGAGGUCAGCGGUAAGCCCUUCCGGGUCGUUGACGCCAGUGGGAUCGGGGACACGGGGAAGGAUCUCGGAACCAUCAAUCUGAUUGACACUUUAAAGUUCGUUAUGCAGUGUACACAUCUAGAUGAGCGUGAUGGCGUCAGGGGAGUUAUAGUUGUUGUCUUCAAACAUGGACAAAGAUUUACCGGCCAGGAAAAAAUAGCGAUUGAAGAAAUAAAGCGGACAUUUGGACAGGGCUGUUUAAAAGAGGUGGGAUUGUUGCUAUUCACAUACGGAGACUCUUUUGACUGCAAUUUCACCGAGUGGUGUUUGAACCAAACAGGUGACUUCAAAAAUCUAUAUGAUGAGUGUGGAGAAAGGUGCAUUCCGUUUAACAAUGUCACCAAAGAUCCUGCAACCAAGGGGGAACAACUCAAUAAUUUCUGGUCAAAAGUUGAAGAGAUACAAGGGCGAGGAAAUUGUCUUUUAAAACUAGACCCAAUGUUAAAGCAAAGGCUGCUCAGCGAUCACCAACAUUCCAUUGACCAGUAUAAAAAUGAUUUACAUUCAAAUAAUACAGAGCUCAGUAAAAUAGAUAUAAAAUUAAACCCGCAAAGCGUGCAAGGAUUAAUCGAUGCCUAUCCUCCCAAUAAUGCCAUUGAAUUAGAACAACGCCUACGUCUGCUAAGUGACAAGGUCAAGGCAAUGGAGAAUAACUCGAGCGCUGGCUGCAGCCAGUUAAUGAACCGCUGGACAACAUAUGUCGAUAUUCUAGAGCUUCAAAAACAUAUAGCCGCUGCAGGUGCUUCUGACCAUUUCCGAGAAGUGGACAGCUUGCAGGCCAGGGCUGUAACAAAUUGCUAUCUCUAUGAAUCUAGGAUGUUCCUACGAUUUGUUAUAGCCGUGAUGUUUGGGUGUAUCGUGGCAGCCAUUCUUGUCUAUGUCUUGUGCUUCAUUGCCAUAAAAGUACAAUAGAAAGGUAGAACAAGUUUAUUAAAAUUAAAUGCACUGUUCGCUAUACACCUAUGUGCAAUAUUCGCUAUUCACUAUACACCUAUGUGCAAUAUUCACUAUUUACUAUACACCAAUGUGCAAUAUUCGCUAUUUACUAUACACCAAUGUGCAAUAUUCGCUAAUCAGCAUACACAUAUGUGCAAUAUUUGCUAUUCACUAUACACUUUGUGCUGGGAUUGCGUAGCCACGAGAAUUACUGCAUAUCUCAUUAAUCUUCGGACUCGAAGACAAGCCCCGCGCUGGGGAGCUCCCCCUCCCCCAAACCCCCUUGCUGGCAAGGGCGGGGAGUCUACAAUUUUUCCACUAACUCCAGGAAGAAUCUAUUCUAGGGCACAAUAAAUAAACGUCUUCCGAAAGAAUGAAUAUUACAUUCUGACCCCUCUUUGGCUACGCUAAAAGCAUUUUGAGUGCGUAAUUUGCUUUUUUUUUUAUAUUGAAGAGGUAUUUUUUAGUUUCAAACCCCGAUGAAGAGGGGUUUAAGCUCAAAACCCCUUUGGCUACUUUCAUACAAUUUUGAGUGUGUACUUUGCUUUUUUUAUAUUGAAGAGGGGGGGGGGUAUCGUAAAUUUCGGAGGGGGUUUUAAAAUCUACAUCUUCACUAGCUAUGCUUUUAGAAUUUGCGGAUUAUCGUUUGCAUUAUUUUUUGUUUUAUUUUAUAGAAGAGGAGGGUUUAACUGCAAAACCCCCCUGGUAGGGGUCUUUAAACUUGCAACCCCCUUGACUGCGCUGGGGCAAGUGAUGGUUUAGUAUUAAAAUCUCACCUAAAAUAAAAUGAAAGCAAAAAAUCAGUUACUAAAUUCCGACCCCC